AUGGCGGAAUCCAGCAAGGCUAUCAACCCUAUGAAGGAGCUCAAGGUCGACAAGCUCGUCGUCAACAUCUCGGUCGGUGAGUCGGGUGACAGACUGACCCGUGCCACCAAGGUGCUCGAGCAGCUCACCGGUCAGACCCCCGUCACCAGCAAGGCCCGUUACACGCUCCGUGGCUUCGGUAUCCGCCGUAACGAGAAGAUCGCCUGCCACGUCACCAUCCGCGGCCCCAAGGCCGAGGAGAUCAUCGAGCGUGGUCUCAAGGUCAAGGAGUACGAGCUCCGCCGCCGCAACUUCUCCGACACAGGCAACUUCGGCUUCGGUGUCACUGAGCACAUUGACUUGGGCAUCAAGUACGACCCCUCGAUCGGCAUUUUCGGUAUGGACUUCUUCGUCUGCAUGACCCGCGCCGGUGCCCGUGUCGCCCGCCGCAAGCAGCGUGUCGCCCGUGUCGGUGCCCCCCACCGUGUCAAGAAGGAGGAGACCGCCGCUUGGUUCAAGCAGCGAUUCGACGGUAUCAUCAUGCGCUAA
This is a messenger RNA of Sporisorium graminicola, 528 nucleotides long. RefSeq lists its product as uncharacterized. Gene Ontology annotation, cellular component: cytosolic large ribosomal subunit; ribosome. Gene Ontology annotation, molecular function: structural constituent of ribosome; RNA binding. Bases 1 to 528 code for a protein of 175 amino acids. The record is from RefSeq and is a predicted model, not a curated record. Gene Ontology annotation, biological process: translation. NCBI's taxonomy places the organism in Eukaryota, Fungi, Basidiomycota, Ustilaginomycetes, Ustilaginales, Ustilaginaceae. The transcript has 2 exons.